Spea bombifrons (plains spadefoot toad) is the source of this 1440-nucleotide messenger RNA. RefSeq names its product leucine-rich repeat-containing protein 1-like. Gene Ontology annotation, cellular component: postsynaptic density; adherens junction; postsynaptic membrane. Gene Ontology annotation, biological process: neurotransmitter receptor transport, endosome to postsynaptic membrane; neurotransmitter receptor transport postsynaptic membrane to endosome. NCBI's taxonomy places the organism in Eukaryota, Metazoa, Chordata, Amphibia, Anura, Pelobatidae. Bases 1 to 1440 code for a protein of 479 amino acids. Gene Ontology annotation, molecular function: protein binding. The record is from RefSeq and is a predicted model, not a curated record. The transcript has a single exon.
AUGUUUCGCUGGAUUUCCCAGUGGGUUUGUGGCCACGUUGUGGAAUCCAUUGAUAAGGGGCACUGCUCCCUACACAAGAUACCGGAGAAGAUCUACAGGUACCGGCGGACUCUGCAAGAGCUGCUGCUGAAUAGCAACCGGCUAAGGGAGCUGCCCAAUCAAUUGUUUGACCUUGUGAAAUUAAAGACAUUGGUGCUUCGAGACAAUCAGAUUCGGUUUCUCCCUGUAGAGAUACAAAACCUCAAAAAGUUAGAGGAACUGGAUGCUUCCCAAAACUGUAUCAGUGCGAUUCCUCCGACCAUCGCAUACUGCAACUGUCUCCAAGUAGCCAACUUUAGUCAAAAUCCACUAAAAUUGUUGCCGUGGAGAUUUUCGGAGCUCUACAGCCUCAAAUGCCUAUCUAUUAACCAUGCAUUACUGGAGGAGCUACCUGUGAACAUCGGGAACCUUUCUAACCUGAUUUCGCUGGAGGUGAGAGGAAAUUGUUUGAUCGAUUUGCCAACGUCCUUUACCCAAUUACAAAAGCUGGAAGAACUCGACUUAGGAGACAACAAGAUCAGUGACUUGCCGGAAUCCAUCGGAUCAUUACAGAGCCUGAAGAACCUUUGGUUAGAUGGAAACCAACUGGCAGAGCUACCCGGCCAGAUUGUCAGCUUGAAACGGUUGGGGUUUUUGGAUGUCUCAAGAAACAUGCUGAACAGAAUCCCAGAAGGUCUCGGUGAAUUAACAUCAUUGACGGAUUUGGUUCUGUCUCAGAAUUCCAUUGAGAUUCUACCAGAUGGCCUUGGAAACCUGAAGAACUUGUCCAUACUAAAAGCUGAUAGUAACCAAUUAAUGGCCAUACCAGACAGCAUAGGAGAAUGUGAAAGCCUGACUGAGCUGAUUGUGACGGAUAACCAACUUUCAGAAUUGCCAAGCAGCAUUGGCAAGUUAAAAAAGCUCUGGAACUUGAACAUCAACGGGAACAACUUAGUAUCAUUGCCAAAGGAGAUCGGUGACUGCCGUAGUCUUCGAGUGAUCUCUGCGCGCAAAAACCAAUUGAAGAAGAUUCCAUCGGAAAUUGCUCAAGCCGCUGAUAUUUGUGUGUUAGAUUUUUCUGGAAAUGAGCUUCCCCAUCUGCCAUUGUCAUUGACCUCCCUGAAGCUGAAGGCUUUAUGGCUUUCAGAAAACCAAUCAAAGGCUCUCCAUCCUCUUUGGACCGUGGUUGACCCCGAAACUGACGAAGGGAUUUUAACAUGCAGCCAACUUCCCCAAAGUCCACCUGCGUCUGUCAGCCAAGGCAAUUCAACCAACGAUGACACCUUGGAGAACCUGGACAGUGAAACAUCAGAUGAUGGUUGGAGCAACCAGGAGAACGCAGUGAGAAGCUCCAGCAUCAGCGAUGGCCGUAUGAAAAGAAGUGCCGCCAUUCAGAGCCUGGCUGAUUAUGCAUCGGAUUAA